Molecule: messenger RNA, 1095 nt
Organism: Vicia villosa (hairy vetch)
Lineage: Eukaryota; Viridiplantae; Streptophyta; Magnoliopsida; Fabales; Fabaceae
Exons: 2
Coding region: 1-1095 (364 amino acids)
Molecular function (GO): catalytic activity
Source: RefSeq, a predicted model, not a curated record
AUGCCGGUUUCUACUGUAAGAAGUAUGUGGGGGGAGGAUGAUAUGGAUUUUUCUUUUUCAAGAUCGGAGGGCUUUUCAGGGGGUUUGUUGUCCAUUUGGAGAACCGGUUCGGUUACUGUUUUGGCUAGCUUUUGUGGCCCGGGAUAUCUCGGAUCGAAACUUUUGUGGAAAGGAGCUUGUUACUAUAUUGUCAAUGUGUACUCUUCAUGCUCCAUGUCUCUUAAACGUGUCUUAUGGUCCCGUUUGGUGGAGUUGAAAAAUAAGUAUCAAGAUGGGGAGUGGAUAAUAGGGGGCGAUUUUAACGCGGUGAUGAAGAGAAGUGAGAGAAGUGGUAUUUCUUCUAGAAGCGGCAAUUUAGAAAGGGAGGGAUUCGCGGACUUCAUUGAGGAUAUCGGUCUUGUUGAUGUUCCUUGCAAAGGGAAGCGGUUCUCGUGGUUUAGCGGGGAUGGAAAAUCUAAAAGUAGAAUUGAUCGUUUUCUUGUUUCCGAUAACAUCAUAUCUAAUUGGGGGGUGGUUGGCCAAUGGAUAGGUAGUCGUGAUGUUUCCGAUCAUUGUCCGGUGUGGUUGAUGGAAUGGGAGGAAAUAAUUGUUGUUGGGAGAGGUGAUUUUGUUUUGAAGGAGAAAUUCCGUUUAAUAAAAGAAAGAUUGAGAUGGUGGGAAAAAAAUGUAUUUGGUAAAAUUGACUUGGAGAUUGAAGAGAAUGUGAAGGUCUUGAACGAGUGGGACGAUAGGGAUUAUUGGGAGGAAGAAGUCCACCUUAACAAGGUAAAAGCUUCAAAGAACAUUUGGUUUAAUCUCAAACUAAAGGAGAAUAUGCUUAUUCAAAAAAGUAGAUUGAGGUGGCUAAAUGAUGGGGAUGAUAAUAGUAGAUUCUUCCAUAAUGCCGUGAAAGAGAGGAGGCGUAGGAACCGGAUUGGCUCGUUGAAUACUAGUGAUGGAGUUGUUAAUUCGGUUAAAGAGGUGAAGGAUGCGGUGAAGGCUCAUUUUGAAAGCAAAUUCAAAGAGGAUUGUUUGGAGAGACCUUUGUUGGAUGGAAUUGCUUUUAACUCUUUGAGUGAGGAGCAAUCUUUAUCUAUUGAGGUUCCUUUUCCUUAG